AUGCCACCCGCAGAAUCCUCAAAAGACAUUCAGCAAGUCCGUCAAAUCAUCGAUGUCUUCCAUGAGAUCUCUACUUUAUUGAAUGCGAAUCUGGAUAGACAUACGCUGUCGAUAUGUAUCUCGCUGAUUGAGAAUGGGGUUAAUCCGGAGGCGCUUGCUACUGUUAUUAAGGAGUUGAAGAGGGAUGGGGAGGAGACUAUGCGACAGGUUGAGCAGAAUGAGGGAUGA
This is a messenger RNA of Glarea lozoyensis ATCC 20868, 228 nucleotides long. RefSeq lists its product as uncharacterized. The record is from RefSeq and is a predicted model, not a curated record. Lineage: Eukaryota; Fungi; Ascomycota; Leotiomycetes; Helotiales; Helotiaceae. Gene Ontology annotation, biological process: mitotic spindle assembly; gamma-tubulin complex localization; microtubule nucleation by interphase microtubule organizing center. The coding region runs from base 1 to 228 and encodes 75 amino acids. Gene Ontology annotation, cellular component: spindle; centrosome; gamma-tubulin ring complex. The transcript has 3 exons.